Hydatigera taeniaeformis is the source of this 1182-nucleotide messenger RNA. NCBI's taxonomy places the organism in Eukaryota, Metazoa, Platyhelminthes, Cestoda, Cyclophyllidea, Taeniidae. The record is from the annotation of a GenBank genome assembly.
AUGAGAUUACUCAAUCCUCAACUGUAUAUUGUCCAAUUUAGGCACAAAUUCAAUUUUGGAGAUCCUGUGAUAGAUCGCUCAGCAGUUGGAACUUGUCGUCUGGCUCCUGAAGAACAAGCCGAUUUGUUGGCAGGCAUAUUCUGGAUUGGUGUGUGUCUUCUCGACUCUGAUUACGAGUACGAGUAUUUUGCGGGCAUUCGCCUUCUUUCCCGUCUCCUUCCCUGCGUCUGUUCUCCCUUGAACACCACCUCCACUACUGCCACCGCUGCCCCCACAGCCUCUUCCAGCAAUCGGAAGUGGUCUUCUCAACAACAGCAGCAGAGCUUUAUAAGUCUCCACGAUCACGUCCUGAGACUGCUACAUCGCCUCAAGUGGACAACCGGCACCGAGGAUGGCGACUAUCCAGGUCUUCUCGGUCUCCUCCUCAAGGGAUGCUUUUCAUCCACCUUAAUUGAUACGUCCUGCCGUCUUCUGGUCCAUCUCAUCUCCGCGGUCAAGUCACCAAUAGUCGAUCCCAAUGCUGAAAUUCGGCAAUAUCGUCGAGCUGCGGUGAGCGGUACCUCUCGUUCUACAGGGAGUAGUACUUCUUAUCCUGGAAUUUUGCCCACCUUGAUUAUUGUUCUCCUGCCCAUGUUAUUAACCGCAUGGGAUGAGGAUCCUGAUAGUCCAGCUUCUACAGUCCCGGAGCCCGCGAUUUCCGUUGGUGAGGUGGGUGAGGCAUGUGCAGAAGGUUCUGGAAGUCCUGCAGUGACUUCAUCCUUUUCACCACAGUCUUCAUCCUCACUACCUCCUCCUCUGGGCUCGUGGGUGCAUAGAAGUGUAGUUAUCUCGGAAACCGCAGCACCCUCGCCUUCGAGUGGACUGCUUUCGCUUAUCACUACCAUCCUCGUUUCCGGUGCUGUGGCUAAAAAGGCACCUCAGUUGAGACCGCGGAAUCCCAUUUGCACUCUGGCGGCGGAGCAACUAGCGGAACUGGCGCUACAAAUGGACGCCUAUCGAUUCAACAACCUUGCCAUUGUCCUACGUCUCUACGCCAAUGGAACUUUCUCAAAGGAUGUGAACCAGUGGGCCAAAUGUGUUACCCGCUACCUCAUGGAUGGAUGCGCUGGUCUGGGACCACGAAUCCUCACGUUUCUAACUCCAGUAAAUCCAACAACUUUGAAGUUAAUGGGGAAUAUUUGA